UGCACUAGCGUGUACGCCAACCCUUUUCUUUGAACUGAACUCUGUUAAUAGGCGAUGAACCAACAACAAUACUUUGCACAAGACCGUGGAGAAACAUCAACUACCCUGCUCUCCGUCCUGCAUGAGUUGACUUCGCGGCAAGAUGCAUUCUCCUCACAUUCUCUCCAUCCAUUCGCUGCGGAGCCAGAUACGCCAGUAAACCUCUUGCAUGCUGUUAUCGACGCGACAAACAGGAUCUCUCACUCGCUCAGCACGCAUCUGUCGCUCCCGCUAGCGGACCAAAAGUUGAUUUCGCUGUAUAGGCAACAUACCUCGAUUGCCCAGAUAUUGCACCGCUCCGAACAGAAUAUACGCUCAACGCUGGACAGCCUGCGGAAACGCGAGGGAAUCACGUAUGGAGAAGACAUUCCUUUGGAACGCAUGAUGAUCGCCGACUGGUGCGUCUCAAGACUAGAAACAUGGGGCUCAUCAGCGGGGAUGGAAGCCUUCAGAGAAGAAGAGCGCGAUGGUCGGAUUAUGGUAGUCCUAGGCGGCAAGGUGCUCGUCAUAGACAUCGAACUGUCCGUGGACAGGAGCGACUCAGACAAUCCCAAAGUCUCACUUGCGACCCUGAAGACCUCCUACGCCAUUCUGAAUGGCGCGGCAACACAACAGGGAUCUCUAUCUCUUGAUGGAUUUCUUGCAAUGCGUAUCGGUGACUUUCUAACGGAGGUACAGAAGGAGGCGGACGAGCGUGACAGCGUCGAGGCUGCGAGGUUAGGCAGGCUGUUCGCGGAGCACAUGAUGUAUCUCAUGCAGCUGGAUCAACUGGCUACUAACGAAGGUGCCAACGGCCUACGAUGGUUCAGCGAUAUGGACGCGUUAGCUCUUGAGACGGAGCGCUUCGCCACGCAAGAGGCCGAAGUGAUUUCGAGGUCGCAGCCCAGUUCUUAUGUGCCACUAGACGUGUUUCUCAUGCGUUCGCAUGCUCUGCCUCUUCCUUACCUCACCUCUCCUUCCAUGUCUUUCCUAGUUCACAUCUCCCCACGGACAUAUCUUUUCUUGCUUCGUUCCUCGCCUAGCUCAGCACCUCCCUCCACUUCUCCCGUCCCUAAUUUCGACAUCCCCCUUUCUCAUCUCCGUUCCCAACUUUCCGUCCACCCGCGACCCGAGGGAGUCACUCUCGCCACGCUCACGCUCACCCGGUCCUUCUCGCCGAUAUCCUCUCCGGACUCUAUCAACAUCUCCGACCUCGCCACGCGGCCGACAUUCCCACUCGUCCAGAGCGGACACGAAACGAACUUCUCGCUGCCCCUGCCGCAGUCAUCCGAGCCCGGGUUUGUCGCAGGGCAAGCUUACAGUUGGAUAUUGGACUUCACGGACGGGGGAAAGUAUCCAGGGGUGGUGAUGAGCCAGUCGAGGAUGCGCGAAAUCGAGCUAGUGAUCAAUCCGUUGAGUGGAACGGACCACAUGAAUAGCGCCCCCAUGGCGUUCGGGAUGGGCAGCUGGCUCGGAUUGCUGCUUAAUCGCGAGAACCCCAUUGCGCCGGAACGAUUCAUAGCGCUUUAUACGUCUCCAACGUCCACCCAUCCCCCGUUGCAAUAUCGGCUCACUUCACCAGAAGAGCCAGGCUUCAUUCUAGAGAAGGUUCCGGUCCGGACUGUCAAAGAGAUCUGGGGAAUCCUUGAGGUCGUCAGGGAACAAUGUUGGCUAAACGAGAUCAUCAGUGCCCAGCACUGGGUUCCCGAAGGUUUGACGGGUGAGCCCGGGGAAGAACUCGGCGAUGACGACGCCACCGAAGACGACCUUGAUGCUCUGCUGAAGGGUACUCUCACGCCACGCCGCCUGCCGGUCAAUCUCCUGCUCCCGAUACCGCCACCGCCCGACCUCCUUGACCCGACCUCCCUUUCUCCCUCCUCGCACACGCGCCUCUUGCUCUCCUCGCCGGAGCGCCCGCCCAUGCCCGGACUCGUAGAGAUUUCUGUGGGCUUCGACCCAAGCCGCCCACGCGGCGUGGCGGUGGCUGUGACUGGCGCCAUGGGCGCGGAUUUGCAGAUGGAUGUGUUGGAGGAGGUAUGUAGGAGGGGAGGCGUGCUAGGCCUGGCGGGACGCGUGUGGGCGAAGUCGCAUGGGUCUGUAUGAUGUGGAGUGCUUUAGGUUGCAA
Laetiporus sulphureus 93-53 is the source of this 2143-nucleotide messenger RNA. RefSeq lists its product as uncharacterized. The coding region runs from base 55 to 2121 and encodes 688 amino acids. The record is from RefSeq and is a predicted model, not a curated record. NCBI's taxonomy places the organism in Eukaryota, Fungi, Basidiomycota, Agaricomycetes, Polyporales, Laetiporaceae. The transcript has 7 exons.